Prorocentrum cordatum is the source of this 1056-nucleotide messenger RNA. Lineage: Eukaryota; Dinophyceae; Prorocentrales; Prorocentraceae. The record is from the annotation of a GenBank genome assembly.
AUGGUGAUGCUGAAGUUGUUGGCCGUGAACGGUCACUCGAAGUCCGACGUGAUCGAGGUUGACUCGGCGGCCAGCGGGGCGGACCUCCUCGCCGCGAUCAAGGCCAAGCUGGGCUGGACCUUCACGGCGGCCAACUACCAGAACGAGGGGCGCGCGCGGGGCGAGCCGCUGCCUCUCGACCAGCCGCUCGGCGACACCCUGAAGGACGGCGCCACGGUCACGGCGAAGCGGGACAGGGGCGCCAGGCCGCCGGCGGCCACUCCGGCGCGGCGGGCGGCAGCGGCGCCGGCGAGCGAGGGCGGCAAGCCUCGCUCACGCUCGCGCUCCCCGAAGAGCUCGGCGCCGGACGGUGGGUCGACUCGCGAGAGCGGGGCCGCGAGCGCAGCCGCGCCCGCGGCGGCGGCCCAGCAGGCUCCGCCGCGCGCAGCCGCGGGGGCGCCGAGGGCGGCGGCGCCGCGGGUGGCGGCGGCGCCCCCGGCGGCGGCGCCGGGGGUCGCGGGGGGCGAGCGCGGCGCCGGUGUUGGCAGGCUGCGGGAGGAGCUGGCGCAAGCGCGCCGGAAAGCCGCCGCCGCGGCCGCGGCGUUGGGCGUGCGCGACCGGGAGCUCGCGACGGUGCGCGCGGAGCUGGCGCAGGCGCGCCAGGAGGCGGCCGACGCAGACGCGGCCUGCAGCAAGGUGGAGACGAGGUGCGCGGGCCUGACGACGGAGGUAGCCCGCCUGCAGGGCGAAGGGGAGGCGCUCAGGGGGCAGCUGAGCUACUGGCGCACGAUGUACCACGGCGGCCCGCACGUGGACGGCGUGGACUACCCUGGCAAGAAGGAGUUGGCCCUGCAGGAGCAGGUGGCGCUCCACGCGAAGAUCUCGGCUCUCCGCGAGAAGAACGCGAAGCUCUUGCAGGAAAACAGUGGCCCGAAGCUGACGGCGCAGGCUUGCUACAGCUGCUCGGGGCGGAAGGAGCAAGACCUGGCCCGCGGCCGAGGUGGCGGCGGCAAGGGGCGGGGCAAGCACGGCAGCGCGGCCUCCAACGCGGGCGGCGCGCCUAGCUGCGGCCGCUAG